This is a messenger RNA of Vespula vulgaris, 4347 nucleotides long. It is a transcript of the gene eIF3a, whose product is annotated as eukaryotic translation initiation factor 3 subunit A. The record is from RefSeq and is a predicted model, not a curated record. Gene Ontology annotation, molecular function: mRNA binding; translation initiation factor activity. The coding region runs from base 165 to 3299 and encodes 1044 amino acids. Gene Ontology annotation, biological process: formation of cytoplasmic translation initiation complex; translation reinitiation. Gene Ontology annotation, cellular component: multi-eIF complex; eukaryotic translation initiation factor 3 complex, eIF3m; eukaryotic translation initiation factor 3 complex, eIF3e. NCBI's taxonomy places the organism in Eukaryota, Metazoa, Arthropoda, Insecta, Hymenoptera, Vespidae. The transcript is spliced from 5 exons.
UUCUAUAGUGGCCGCCUUUCAUCCGGAACACGCGAUCGAGGUCCUUGGCGUUGAACGUUACGCCUUUGGAAAGCUUGUACUUUUAACCGUGUAUGCAAAAUAAUUUUGUUAAUUAUUAAGAUAGUGCGUAUGAUAUACGUUUAAAACGUAUUUAUAGUGCAAACAUGGCGCGAUAUGGGCAAAGACCCGAAAACGCACUGAAAAGGGCGAACGAAUUCAUUGAAGUUGGCAAACCAGCCAGAGCUUUGGACACGUUGCAAGAAGUCUUCCGAAAUAAAAAAUGGACAUACAAUUGGUCAGAAUCGGUACUGGAACCUAUAAUGUUCAAGUACUUAGAUCUUUGCGUAGAAUUAAAAAAAUCUCAUAUAGCGAAGGAAGGCCUUUUUCAAUAUCGUAACAUGUUUCAAUCGGUUAAUGUUGGAAGUUUAGAAAAUGUAAUUCGUGGUUAUUUACGAAUGGCAGAAGAGAAAACUAACGCAGCAAGGAAACAAAGUCAGCAGGCGGUCAUUGAUAUAGAUGAUCUGGAUAAUCUUGCGACGCCUGAGAGUAUUUUACUUUCUGCCGUAAGCGGAGAGGAUGCACAGGAUAGAAGCGAUCGAACAAUUCUUACACCUUGGGUGAAAUUUCUAUGGGAAUCAUACUGCCAGUGUUUAGAAUUGCUAAGAACCAAUGCUCAUGUAGAAAGUUUGUAUCACGAUAUAGCACGUAUGGCCUUCCAAUUUUGUCUUGAAUACAAUCGUAAGACUGAAUUUCGAAAGUUAUGCGAAAAAUUACGAAAGCAUCUAGAGGAGAUAUGUAAACUUCCACAAUUAGUUUCUAAUGUCUCUAUGAACAAAGCAGAAACUCAACAAUUGAAUUUGGAAACUCGACUUAAUCAAUUAGAUUCGGCGAUUCAAAUGGAACUUUGGCAAGAAGCAUUCAAAUCGUCCGAGGACGUGCAUGGUAUGAUGAAUCUAUCCAAGAAAUCUCCUGUUCCAAAAACGAUGGCUAACUAUUAUCAAAAAUUAGCUAUGGUCUUUUGGAAGGCAGGUAAUUAUUUAUUCCAUGCAGCAGCUCUCUUUAAACUAUUACAGUUAUCGCGCGAGAUGAAAAAGAAUAUGUCACCGGAGGAACAACAACGAAUGGCUAAUCGCGUAUUGCUAGCCACUUUGUCUAUACCAUUGCCAUCGGCACAUCCUGAAUUUGAUCGUUUUAUCGAAACUGAUAAGAGUCCUUUGGAGAAAGCUCAAAAGCUUGCGACACUUUUAGGAUUAACACAACCACCGACGCGAGUUUCCUUAUUGAAAGACAUUGUCCGAUUGAAUAUCGUCAAUCUAGCUUCGAGCCAACUACAGGAAUUAUAUUCUUGGUUGGAAGUUGAGUUCCAUCCUCUGGAACUUUGUAGUAGAGUCGAUUCAGUCAUUCGAACGUUGCAAGCCGAUGAGAAUAGUCCUUUGACGCAGUAUAUACGCGCUUUACAGGACGUUACGCUUGUUCGGCUAGUUCAUCAAAUAUCUCAGGUCUAUCAGACUAUACAAUUCGCUAGAUUGCUGAAACUUGCCAAGUUCACAACAAACUUCCACUUGGAACGGCUUUUGGUCGAUUGCGUUCGUUACAACGAUAUGCAGAUAAGAAUCGAUCAUGGCAAACAGUGCGUACACUUUGGCGUUGAUCUUUCGGAAGCUCAAAGAGAGGAUCAUCCGGAUGGCCCAGUCCUACAAGCGAUGCCAUCGGAACAGAUUCGUUGUCAGCUGGUCAACAUGGCUACCGUUCUUCAUCGUGCGAUCAAUGUGAUCAAUCCAAACAAGAAGAAGUUCGAACGUGAGAAGCUUCGUGGCGCGAUGGUUAACCAUUAUCACGAAACUAAAAUGAAGGAACACCAGAGGAUAUUAGGAAGACACAAGAUCAUCGAAGAAAGGAAGGAAUACAUCGAGCACAUCAAUACGGUUCGCGAAGAGGAAGAAAUGAGACGUCAAGAGGAAUUACAGCGUCAGCAAAUAUUGGCUGAACAAAAGAGACUCGAGCAAGAACGCGAGGAACGUGAACGGAAACGUCAGCAAAGUGAGAUCCAGCAGAUCAAGGAUCGACAUCUCAAAGAGAAAAUGCAACAGAUUUCGCAGACCAGUCAUGGGCAGAAGGUGUUGAAAAAACUCGACGAAGACGAGAUCAAGAAACUUGACGCUGAACAGAUAGCCGCCCGCGAAGCGGAAGAAUUACAGAAAGAACGUAGAGAGAUGCAACAAAAAUUGAAAUCUCAAGAGAAAAAGAUCGAUUAUUUGGAACGUGCUAAACGUCUUGAAGAGAUACCUUUAUUGGAGAAAGCUGUCGAAGAUAAGAUGGAACAGGCAAAGAAACGUUGGGAACAGCAGGAGGCCGAACGUAUUGCUGCUGCCAUCGAAGAGAGACAACAAGCUGUAGCGACUAGAGAGCGUAUGGCAAGAAUGAAGGAAGAUCACGAUAUAUUUUUGGCCAAGAUUUUGGCCGAACGUAAGAGUAUUUACAUGGAGAAGCUAAAGGAAUUUGAAAAGAUGUUGAACGAGGAACGUGCUAAGAGAUUGCUCAAACGUAAGAUGGAACGCAAAGCUGAACGUAAGAUGAAGUGGGAGAAGGAACGAGCCGAGGCAGCUGAAAGAAGACGUCUCGAGGAGUUACGCAUCAAGCAAGAGGAAGAGAAAAAACGUUUGGAGGAAGAGAGAGCAAAGAGGGAAGAAGAGGAACGAAAGAAACGUGCCGAGGAAGAAGCAAGAAAGGCCGAACGCAUAGCCAAAAUUGAAAAACAAUCUGAAAUAGCCAGAGCUCGAGAAGCUGAGAUCGAACGUCGUAUGGAAGAGCAGAAGCAAAAGGAGAAGGAACUGUUAACGAAACGAAGACCGGAUGAUCGCUAUCGUCCACCUAGAGAUGGCCGAGAUGGCUUUAGACCUACUGCUGAAAUUUCAAAUUGGCGUUCUUCUCAAGCUGAAAGGAAUGACGACUCUAGAUUGAGAGGCUGGGAUUCAGAUAAAUGGAGAAAGGAUAGGAGGAAAGAAGAUUUUGAGAGAGAUAUAAGCGACAGGGAGAGAUUAGAUAAAGGACCAGAAAAAGCCGGUUUUCGAGAUCGUGGAAUGUCACGAGUAAUUCUGUGUAAUACUGACAGUCCUCGACCUCGUCGUCCUUACCGACAAAACGAUAUGAGUCGUAAUGAUAUGGAUUGGCGUAGCAGAGACUCUGCAGCUCAAGAUGCUCAAGAUCCACCAACCAGACGUCAAGAUGAUAAUAGACAAGAGGAAAGAAAGCGGCUUCCAGAAGACGAUGAUUGGACAAAAGUAGACCGGCGGAGUUGAAGACAAAUGAAGUUAAUGAUGAUGAUGAUGAUGAUGAUGAUAAUGAUGAUGAUGAUGAUGAUGAUGAUGAUGAUGAUGAUGAUGAUGAUAAUGAUGAUGAUAAUAAUGAUGAUAAUGAUAAUGAUGAUGAUGAUAAUGAUAAUGAUGAAGAUGAUGAUAAUGAUGAUAACGAUAAUGACGAUAAUCAUAAUACAAGACACAAAUCAACAGUAUACACAUAGAUUUCUGAUCGAUACGAAGCUUGCAUAAUAUCUUGCUAUUUUACAUAUUGCUUCAUUUUAAUGGAUAAUAAUUAAUCGUAGAGCGUCGCGCGUUGAUAUCGAAAAGCACAAAUGUAUAAUCGAUAACAACGCGUUAGCGUAAUAUCUAGAUACAGGGAAAAUACAAUAUUAAAUCUCACGGAAUAUGAUUAUAUUCGUACGAUUUUUUACAUAGAACAUUUACUGUUUAUACAUAUGUAUUAUUUCUACUUUGAAAAUAUGGCUUCGUAUCGCAGAAGAAAAUAUUUUAUUGGAUUGAUAUGCAGAACAAAGAGUGAGUCCUAUGGGCAAUCUCCAUUAAAUAUAAAUCCUACCAGAAUUGGAUCAUAAUAUGUAACGAUAUAUACAAACGUAAAUGGCGCGAAUUACAUAACAAAAAAGAAAAGAAAAGAAAAGAAAUACGAAACGAACGAGAAAGCUGAAAAGAAACGUGAAUAAAAGUUUCCUUAUAUCCUAAUAAUCGAUGAUGCGGCUGCAUAGCGUCGCAUUAAUAAGUUUUUUAAGAGUAAUACAACUUCGUCGAGGUCAUUUUUAAUUAAUCGCAAGUUUUCUAUCACCGAUCCAUUUGAUUUGAUACGAAAGAGAGAGUUAAGUCUCUCUUUCUUAUUUAAAAAUAGUAAGCGAAAAAAAAGAAGUUCUUUUUAUUGAAAAAGUUCAUCUCAAGCAAAUGCACACACACACAACAGAUCGUUCAUAAACUUUCCUUAACUACUAUUAUCAACUAUAUAAUAAGAGAAUAUACAAAAGGAGAGAAAAUGAAUAAAAAGUGAUGUAACAUAUACAAAUAA